This is a messenger RNA of Anopheles aquasalis, 672 nucleotides long. RefSeq lists its product as uncharacterized. The record is from RefSeq and is a predicted model, not a curated record. NCBI's taxonomy places the organism in Eukaryota, Metazoa, Arthropoda, Insecta, Diptera, Culicidae.
AUGACCGAGCCUGUGCGCCGCGAGUUGCGUAUUCUUCAUCCCCCUUUGGAACCGAUAGUGCGAGAUGGAAAAAUCCGCGAGCAGAUUGAGUUGGAGAGCAAAGGUCGCCGGGAGUAUCUGAAAAAGUGGGGCUACAUCACGAAACCGGAAACGACGGAGUUCUACGAUCUGAAGCGCAACAAUCAGAAGCUGCGUGAUAUUCAGCUGGAACGCAACCGGAGCGUCAAUUUACGCGAGUAUGAUGGCCACGGUGAAUCGUUCUUCGUAUCGCGGCAAAUGUUUAAAACGCUGCUCGAUACCUGUCGCUGUGGCCGCAAGCGUACCAACACCCAUGCGCUCAAGUGUUUGCAGAAACCGAAAAAUACCUACGAAAAAACGGACGACGAGGAGGAGGAUGAGGAGGAAGCUGAAAGGCAACCGAAGGACCGUGGUGCUCGCGCUGGUGGCCGGAGUAGUGAGGAACGUCCUGAGAGGAGUGAACAACCAGGUGGAGAGAAAACCGUUAGCAGCUACAUACCGAAGGUCCCAACGUUGAGCUCAGGAAUGUACGGUUGGCCACAAAACCGAUUCGUAGCUAUGGAGAGAACCACUUACUACGUGUCACCACGCUAUACCAUGCCCGGACAUCCCAUCGUUGAUAGCCAGCCCUACAAUAACAUCAUUCUCGGAUAG